UCUUUUUAUUCACUACAUGAUUCUACUUUUAGUCAUCUAUUAUAAGACGAACAUUUAUAUGAUGUAUGAAGAAUUAAUAGAACUCAAAUAUGGAUCCAUCAUAUGGACCAGUGUAUAACACAAAAAUGACUCCAGAGGGCAGGGCUCGCCCAGCCGAUGAAGAUGUCUUCCCCUUACGUUUCUGCUCCAUGUUUGCCGACCACUGGCCUGAACGACACUUCACAAACACGGUGGGGAACCGUUCUCCGUACCAAUUUGGCAGAGCGCUUCCGACGUCGCUGAUAGAUAUAGGGUGGGUAACAAGGAUGUGAUGUACCUAACUGAUCGUCAAUGAGCUGUAGAGUAGACUAGCGGUCCUCCGUACUCCGUAAACAGUUCUCCCUCCACGCAAGCGCAAUUCGCGAGAGAUGCGCGCGCAUAUAUUCACAAACUCGCCGUGCAACCAUCAGUCAAUUUCAAAGCGGCGCCCGUCGCGCACGAUUAAAAAAAUAUUACCACUGCAAAUAUACAUCGCACUACAUACGCACGUUUCGCGCGCGAGUUCCUGGGACUUUACCAAGGUUUCAAUAACAAUAAUUCAAAAUGAGUGAUUCGGGUCAUGCUAAAAUAGAAGAUAACCCAAAAAUUUUGUCGGGGCCAGUCCUGACCAAUUCACCGAACGCAGUAUUAUCCAAGACCCUAUUGGGCCGGUACAAUGAUCUUGCUCUGCCAGUCGACCGGAUCCUCGCCACGUACGUCUGGAUCGACGGCACCGGGGAACAUCUCAGGUGCAAGGAUCGAACCUUGACAUUCAUCCCAAAACAACCAAAAGAUUUACCAGUUUGGAACUUCGACGGCAGUUCAACAGGCCAAGCUGACGGCCACAACUCGGACACAUUCCUAGUGCCGCGCGCUAUAUACAAGGACCCAUUCCGUCGCGGCAACCAUGUGAUCGUCAUGUGUGAUACCUUCAAAUACAACAUGGAACCCACAGAAAGCAAUAACCGUUUGAAAUGUCAAGAAGCUUUCGACAAAUGUAAAGACGAAGAGCCUUGGUUUGGUAUUGAGCAAGAGUACAUACUCCUCGACUCUGACCUCAGGCCCUUCGGUUGGCCCCCAGGUGGUUUCCCACCACCGCAGGGCCCUUACUACUGCGGCGUUGGUGCUAACAAAGUGUUCGCUAGGGAUCUCGUUGAAGCACAUUACCGGUGCUGCCUCUAUGCUGGCAUUCCUAUCGCAGGCACCAAUGCUGAGGUGAUGCCAUCCCAAUGGGAAUUCCAAGUUGGUCCAGCUGUAGGAGUUACAGCCGGCGACGAUCUCUGGAUCGCCCGAUACAUUUUACACAGACUUGCAGAGGAGUACGGAGUUAUUGUCACCUUCGAUCCCAAACCAGUUCAGGAUUGGAACGGAUCCGGGGCCCAUACUAACUUCUCGACAAAGAAGAUGAGGGAAGAAAACGGUAUUAUCGAGAUCGAGAAGGCGAUCGACAAGCUGUCGAAGGUGCACAUGAAGCAUAUCAAGGUAUACGAUCCGCGCGGCGGAAAGGACAACGAACGUCGUCUCACCGGCCUGCACGAAACCGCCAGUAUUAACGACUUCAGCGCCGGUGUUGCCAGUCGUGCAAGCAGCAUCAGGAUACCGCGCCUAGUGGCUGAGGAGAAGAAGGGCUACUUCGAGGACCGCCGUCCCGCCUCCAACUGCGACCCGUACGCUGUGAUUGACGCUCUCAUGCGAACUUGCAUCCUCAACGAAUAACAUCGGGAAGAUGACCACUCCGCUUCCGAUCGUGUCAGCUAGCAGCGAGAAUAAAGACGAUAUAACAUACGCGACGCCUGCUGCGCAGUGUUGCCAAUUUUCGGGGAUUUUCCCAUAUUUCUGGGUACACAUUUUUAAUCGGAAAGUGGAUUUCAUGUGGAUAAUAUUGAAGAAAAUCGUUAGAGUUUCGUAAAUUAUUUAAGUUUUUUUGGAUAAUAAUAUAAUGUACGUGAGAGUUGUUUGAGAUUAGUUGACCAAUGUAGGGUUGUUAGAAAACUACAAAGACAGUUCUGACUAGUUAACUAUAAUUAAUGUGAGUUGGUUGUAUAGAGAGUGGACGUGCUUGAGAUGAAAGAUCUAAUUGGCAACAAUACCUAUUCUAAUCAAGAUAAUAAAAUAUCCUUAGCAAAUUUUACAAUUUUAUACACAAAGCCUUAAAUAUUUGCAAUGUAGGGUAAGAUUUAUGUGAAUUCUUAUGUGACUUAGAGGUGGAAAUUAUAUAAGGUCAAUAAUAUAAAAAAAAUCUCGAGUAUCAAAAGCUUUUACAAAUUAGCAACAGGCCGUUUUGCACAGUGUCGGGAUAAUUAACAAUUGCAUUAGUUCUCAGCAUGCGAAAUCUUAUGAGAUGUUUAGAAAGUUAAAUGAAUGUAAUUAUUGUAAUGCGUUUCUCAUUCUCGGAGGUGGUAAAAAUUAUUAUGGGUUUUUUUUAAGCUUUUAGGGAAAUAACUGUAGUGACAUGGUAUGGACAUGGGAAUUCGCAUUGCAAAUUAAAAAUAGUAUUAAUCACUACCACAAGCAGCGCAGCUACAAAUGUUUUUAGCUUAAAACCAUAAACAUGUACCUAGGAAUUGAAUUUAUAUAGUACUCGUAGUUAUAUCGCUGGCACUUCGCGCUUUUGGGCACGAUACGAAGUAGAGCGUAUAAAUGGACCACAAGAUAUUAUAAAAAUAUUUAGAGAAUAUUUUUACGACUAUUAUGUGAUAUUUAAACAUUAAUUGUUAUUUUUUCAUGUUAAAAUAGUUUAUCGUAUACAAAUAAUCACAUAUCAUUAUUUCUAACAAGUUCAUUUUAUUGCAUAGUUAGUUAAGGCAAUCGAUGAAUAUACCCAAUUGAAUAUUACGUCGUAUAGACAUUGAAUUAAUUACGAACGAAAUCAUAAUUAUAAUAUAAAUAUUUUAUUGUUUAAUCCAAUAAUGUGAAAACGUAGGAUAAACAUUAGGUAAAUGCCUAAACAAAAUAUACCUAUACCUAUAGAUAUAUGAUACCUUUAUCUAGUAAGAAUGCCUUUGAAUAUUCCUUAUGAAAUGAGAACUAAACACCAUAAUUAUUUAGUUUAUAAAUUUUAUGUAAUAACAAUUAAUUCAUUUAAUUUAAUGAUUUAAAUAUGCAUGCAGGAUAUACCUGAAUUUAAACAAAAUUUUAUUUAGAUUUGUAUAUUGAAUAUGUUAUGGAGCGUUAUUAAAUAAAUGAUACGAUUUGUUCUAAA
This is a messenger RNA of Bicyclus anynana (squinting bush brown), 3220 nucleotides long. RefSeq names its product glutamine synthetase 2 cytoplasmic (gene Gs2). Gene Ontology annotation, molecular function: glutamine synthetase activity. Gene Ontology annotation, cellular component: cytoplasm. The record is from RefSeq and is a predicted model, not a curated record. The transcript has 8 exons. NCBI's taxonomy places the organism in Eukaryota, Metazoa, Arthropoda, Insecta, Lepidoptera, Nymphalidae. The coding region runs from base 583 to 1734 and encodes 383 amino acids.